Molecule: messenger RNA, 1703 nt
Organism: Phialemonium atrogriseum
Lineage: Eukaryota; Fungi; Ascomycota; Sordariomycetes; Cephalothecales; Cephalothecaceae
Product: RmlC-like cupin domain-containing protein
Exons: 2
Coding region: 320-1552 (410 amino acids)
Biological process (GO): carbohydrate metabolic process; GDP-mannose biosynthetic process
Cellular component (GO): cytosol
Molecular function (GO): zinc ion binding; mannose-6-phosphate isomerase activity
Source: RefSeq, a predicted model, not a curated record
GAGCCCCUUCAGUCUACGUCUUAGAGUUCUUCGUAUAAGUGGGAUCAAACUCUUUAAUAAGUCUUUCUCCAAUUAUUACCGCCUUCUAACCAAACAGAUGGGUGUUGCAAAUGCUGGCGGGCCGGUCCAUCGAGCGGCGAACGCUGACCUCAUUACUGCCCGUUAAUGACAUCAGCGACAACAAAACCACUCGGCCAAGUUUGACCACGGAAAAUAUAUCAAACGGAAGAGAGGCCUUGAAUCGCCCUCGAACCUAUAAAUUUAUAUUACAGAAAAAGAAGCUCUAUUAUUAUUAUCUUACCAUCACUUCACCACUAUCAUGACUAUCGCGACUUCUUCCCUCGUCUUCCAGUUGAGCGGCACAUGCAACAAUUACCCCUGGGGCAAGAAGGGGACGCAGUCUCUCGCUGCUCGGCUCUGCGCCAACACACUGGGCGACAAAUUUGAGAUCGACGAUGACCAGUUCUACUCGGAGAUGUGGUUCGGGGAUUAUCCCAAGUUUCCGGCCCGCGUGCUGGAGACCGGCGAACUGCUCAAGGACGUCCUCGACAGAAACAAGGAGAAGCUGCUCGGGAAGAAGGUGAUUGAGAAUCUGGAUGGCCAACUGCCAUUCCUGCCCAAAAUCCUCUCAAUCAACAAAGCCCUCCCUCUCCAACUCCAUCCCAAGAAGGAGCUCGCAACCAAACUGCACGCGGAAAACCCCGAAGAUUUCAGCGAUCCCAACCACAAGCCCGAGAUCGCCGUAGCCCUCACCAAGUUCGAGCUCUUCUCGGGCUUCAAGCCCCUCCCCGAGCUCGAAUCCCUCUUCACCCUCCCCCCGCUCACCCAAUUCCUCCCCGCCUCCACAACAACCUGGACGCCGACCACCCUCCGCGAAACAACCCGCACCAUCCUCAAAUCCCCGCCCGCCACAAUCCACCAAGCCCUAACCGCCCUCUCCCACCUCCCCGCCUCCGCCUUCCCCAAAUCCGCAGCCCACAUCCCCUCCCUGCUCCCCCGCCUGGCCGCCCAGCACGGCCUCUCCGACCCCGCCGUGCUCGUCGCCCUGGCCUGCACAAACUUCCUCGUCCUCGGCCCGGGAGACGCAGUCUUCGUGCCCGCCGGCGGCGUCCACGCGUACCUGUCCGGCGACAUCGUCGAGUGCAUGGCGCGCAGCGACAACGUGCUCAACGCGGGGCUGUGCGCGGCCGAGGAGCGGCAUGAUGCGGAUGUGUUUGCUGAUGCGAUGGUGACGGGGUACGGGGAGGUGGCGGAGGACGUGAGGUUGUGGAGUGGCGACAGUGCGAGGAGUAGGUCGGGGAUGACGGUGGUGUAUAGUCCGCCGAUGGGGGAGUUUGACAUGCUGAGGGCGGAGCUGGGGGUUGGGGACGGGGAUGAGAUCGUGGCGAGUGAGGGGCCUGGGGUGUUGAUUGUGACGAAGGGGAGUGGAAUAAUGAAGGCUGAUGGGAGGCAGUUUGAUCUGUCCGAGGGGUUUAUCUUUUUUGUGGCUCCGGGAGUUAAGCUUGUGUGGGAAACGGUUAAUGGGAUGGAGAUUCACAUGGCGUAUGUGUGAUUGUUGGAUUUAGAAUGGGGUUAGAUGGUAUUAAAACUAGACGGUACAAACAGACACUAGUCCUAUCCAUGGCGUUGCUCACAUCUUGCGAUAAAUAAAAAAGGGGUAACGAAAGACAACUUCGGUAACCUACCCUACUCCUCAUCCCAGG